This is a messenger RNA of Neoarius graeffei (lesser salmon catfish), 2426 nucleotides long. It is a transcript of the gene cwf19l1, whose product is annotated as CWF19 like cell cycle control factor 1. Gene Ontology annotation, molecular function: RNA lariat debranching enzyme activator activity. Lineage: Eukaryota; Metazoa; Chordata; Actinopteri; Siluriformes; Ariidae. The record is from RefSeq and is a predicted model, not a curated record. Bases 91 to 1743 code for a protein of 550 amino acids. The transcript has 14 exons. Gene Ontology annotation, cellular component: post-mRNA release spliceosomal complex. Gene Ontology annotation, biological process: mRNA splicing, via spliceosome.
UCCACCCGGAGUUAUUAUGUCGACGGACACUAGUGCUUUUUCAAAGCUGUAAAUAAACAAAUCGGGUUAUAGCAGAGUUUUUUUGACGGAAUGGAGGAGAAACCUUUAAGAGUCCUUGUUUGCGGUGAUGUCGAAGGCAGAAUCAGUGCUUUGUUCAACCGGGUGAACACAAUCCAAAAAAAGAGCGGACAGUUCGAUCUGCUCUUAUGUGUUGGAGAUUUCUUUGGUAAGUCUCCUGAGGCUGAAGCUGAGUGGGAUGGAUACAAGUCUGGAGCUAAGAAAGCUCCUAUUCACACAUACAUUCUGGGAGCUGCGAGCCAGGAGACGGUGAAAUAUUUCCCCAGCUCUGAUGGAUGUGAACUGGCCGAAAACAUAAUCUGUUUAGGGCGAAGAGGUGUUUUCACAGGAGCGUCAGGCCUGCAGGUCGUGUACGUCAGUGGUAGAGAGGCUCGGCAGGAACCGGCGCCUGCGCACUGUUUCACCCCGAAAGAUCUCACAGCCCUCGUCACUCCCCUGGUGUCGAACUCUAAGUUUAAAGGGGUUGACAUCCUUCUGACCUCACAGUGGCCCCGGGGAGUGUGGCAGUAUGGGAACAACCCGGAAGUUGAUACAAAGUUUUGUGGCGUUUCCUCCAUUGGCAGUCUGGCUGAAAAGCUGAAGCCUCGCUACCACUUCGCUGGAUUGGAAGGAGUUUAUUAUGAACGACUGCCGUACAGAAACCAUAUGGUUCUUCAGGAGAAGGCACAGCAUGCCAGUAGAUUCAUUGCGCUAGCAACCGUUAACAACCCUGGGAAGAAAAAGUACUUGUACGCGUUCAAUAUUGUCCCGAUGAAAAGUAUAGACGCAGCAGCGCUGGUCAAACAGCCUGAGGAUGUCACUGAGAAUCCGUAUGGGAAACCAAUGAAGGAGGGUAAAAAGGAGAAGCCGUUUCCAUCUGCAGCUGCUGGAGAGGAGGAACCGGCUUCUCAGUUCUUCUUCGAUCUGGGCCAGAAGAAGCCGCAGCAUCAGCAGCAGCAGCGUCAGGAUGCAGGGAGGAGGAGGCCGUCAGAGGGAGACGGAUCCGUUCAGCCCAAACGCCCUCGCAGACCCCCUCAGCCUACCGGACCGUGCUGGUUCUGUUUAGCCAGUCCUGAGGUGGAGAAGCACCUGGUCAUCAGCAUCGGGACGCACUGUUACAUGGCGCUGGCUAAAGGCAGCCUCACCCCGGACCAUGUGCUGCUCCUGCCCAUUGGACAUUACCAGUCCGUGGUGGAGCUCCCGUCUGAGGCAGUGGACGAGCUGCAGAAGUAUAAAAGCGCCGUCAGGAAACUGUACAAGAGGCGCGGCCGACGCUGCAUCCUGUUUGAGAGGAAUUACCGCAGCCAGCAUCUUCAGCUCCAGCUGGUGCCUGUUCCCAUGGAGACGUGCACUACUGAGGACAUUAAAGAGGCGUUCAUGGUGCAGGCUCAGGAGCAGCAAAUGGAGCUGAUGGAGAUACCAGAACACACCGACCUCAAACAGAUCGCUCCACCGGGGACGCCGUAUUUCUACGUGGAGUUGGACACGGGAGAGAAGCUGUUUUACCGCAUUAGGAAGAGCUUCCCUUUACAGUUUGGCAGGGAGGUCCUGGCUAGUGAGGCAGUCUUGAACAUGCCAACACGCUUGGAUUGGAGAGAGUGUAAAGGCAGCAGAGAGGAAGAGGAAGCUCUGACCAAACAGUUUCGCACUGACUUCCAGCCCUACGACUUCACCAUGGAUGACUGAGGAAUUGUUUUUCUCCUCUUACACACACGUAAUUCAGUCUCGUGUCUCUUUUACGAUACACACUUUUUCCAUAUUUUUAAAAAAGGUUUUUAAACAGAUAUUAACAGAGCUCUAUGUUCUUACUACUUUCUCUGAUCGUCAGAAACUAAAGUUUUCCAAGGACACGACUUUACCUGUCUUACUUUUUUCCCCAAGGGAUUUCUGUUAAUAAAUAUUGUACAGUCAAGAUUUUUUUUUUUAAUCCAACAGUUGCUCAUUAAAAUAGUUUUUGAACUGUUUGCACUCAGUUUAUUUAGGUGUCAGUGCGUGCUUUGUGAUAGUUUUAUAGAAUAGGGUUGUAGAUGCUCUUCGUUUGAGCUACAGAGGUUAAAAUAUUUCUAAACUGUGUAAAUUUAAAAUAGUUAAAAAAAAAAAAGAAACCAGGAUAAAUGAUGUCUGAUCUUUUUCUACCUGUAGUGUGAUCUAGGAACCAACACACCUCAAGUGAAAAACAACUAGAAGCAUUUUAGGAAGAAAAAAACGUACAGUAACAUUGUCAUACAAGUAUGUGGAUGUUCUUAUAAUGGUGCCUGUGCUCAAAAUGAACCCAUCACAUGUUUUGUGAAUAUGUAAAAGGUUAGUUUGUGGUGUUGUAACCAAAGAGGACUUCUUUCAAAAAGAAAUAAAUUAUAUUCUAUUUAUAA